CCCCAGACCCCUCUCCAGCCUGGGCAGCCCUUCAAGUUCUCGGUCCUGGAAAUCUGCGAUCGCAUCAAGGAGGAAUUUCAGUUCCUGCAGGCCCAGUACCACAGCCUGAAGCUGGAAUGUGAGAAGCUGGUGAGCGAGAAGACGGAGAUGCAGAGACAUUAUGUCAUGUACUAUGAGAUGUCCUACGGGCUGAACAUUGAAAUGCACAAGCAGGCAGAGAUUGUCAAGAGACUGAGUGCCAUCUGUGCCCAGAUUAUACCCUUUCUGACACAGGAGCACCAGCAGCAGGUCCUACAGGCUGUGGAGCGGGCCAAGCAGGUGACCAUGGGGGAGCUGAACAGCAUCGUUGGG
This is a messenger RNA of Merops nubicus (carmine bee-eater), 351 nucleotides long. RefSeq names its product transducin-like enhancer protein 2. Gene Ontology annotation, cellular component: nucleus; transcription regulator complex. Gene Ontology annotation, molecular function: transcription corepressor activity; protein binding. Lineage: Eukaryota; Metazoa; Chordata; Aves; Coraciiformes; Meropidae. Gene Ontology annotation, biological process: negative regulation of canonical Wnt signaling pathway; regulation of DNA-templated transcription. The annotation marks the transcript as partial. The record is from RefSeq and is a predicted model, not a curated record. The transcript has 5 exons.